AUGCUUUUCCAACUUAUGGCCACAACUCUUGUGUUGAGUGUACAGCAUGUCGUUGCGCUGACCAACUCCUCCCACCUGCCAGAACAGCUCUUUCUAGAUAUCCCCAUCUAUGAUGUUCUUCAAAAUACAUCCAUGUUACCAUUAAUCGAGCCUUGGUCUAGCCAAUACGUUGAAGCUAUUCAAAGCAAGAGAUAUGGUGAUGCGAUAUGGGCAAGAUUCCACAUGGAGGGAGGCGUCCAGGAAGGCAUCACCCAAGAUACCAAUGAAACCAUUUGGGACAUCAUCAAGGGAGAUGCAGCUGGCUACAAGGUCAAUGCUCCUGUUCAAUACGCUGAAGCUGUUGCAUUCUACGCGAAAACCAGUGGUGAAGACACCCACUUGGAUCUCAUCAAAGCUGUUGUGGAUGCGACUUCGGACGAGGACCUUACCAAACGUGCUACGUUCAAGAUAAAUUGCGACGCCAACAACUAUCUCGCGUUCCAGUCAGACUGCCAGCAGCUCAUCAGCAACAUGCUGAGGAGCAAGAUAAACAUAGGAGACACAAGGCUUGCGGCCAUUCAUGGUGGUUGCAGACUGAGGGUUGGACCUUACCAUUCUGCUCCGGAUGUCACGUAUAACACAGCACAUGCGGUAGCUAUUCUGAUUGAAGAAAAAUGCGUGACGAGGAUUGGAUGUUGCCGGUUCGUGUCGGGGUCUUCGCCAAGGAAUGGAGGACACCGAAAGGUCUGUUUGAGCUCGAAGCGGAGCGGAUGUCGAUGA
Messenger RNA from Fusarium sp. VM40, 759 nucleotides. The record is from the annotation of a GenBank genome assembly. NCBI's taxonomy places the organism in Eukaryota, Fungi, Ascomycota, Sordariomycetes, Hypocreales, Nectriaceae.